UGCUACUCUGUUAAUGGCAGAGAAAGGGUCAAUUUGGCUCUUUAGCAUCAAUGUCCACCUUGAGAAAUUAUUCUGCUGUGGGCGACAUUGUAUUGAUCUAAUGCAUAUUUCAUUCUCCCUGGAGCUAGAGAGAGGAUGGAUAAAAUGGAUGGAACCAGUGUGCCACAUCAGGAAUCAUUCAGCAAUAUAUCUCUCACAAUUACUAUAGAACAGGGAGCAGUGUGUGUACAUGAAUAAAUAUUUCUGAUAUUCAACAGAUGAAACAGCUUUAAAUCACGUGUUCUGCCAAAAUACGCUACUUAGAGAUAAUAUUGUUAUAUUCAUCAUGGAUUUAUGUUUAUGCCCUAAAACAAAAUUCCUUAGCAUAUUUCUUUUAUAAUUGAUUUAGCUUUAGCAUGAAUAACCAAGACAGAUAACAACAGGUAUGUAUAUAAGCAAAGUUUUCACACUUUGAAAGAGCUAAACAUGUAGGUAUUAGUAUUUAUUAAGAAUUAAGAUAACUGGAUAAGAUCACUUACAUUUGCUUUUUUUCUCAUGGGGCUUAUUUGCAUGUCACUUUUGUAGCUCGGAAAAAAAUAAAAUAAAAAUGAAUUUAACAUACAGGGGGUUAUUUAGUAAAGUACAAUUUUUUUUCAUUGGCCUUUUAAAGGGGAAAAUAAACCCAUAGACCAACCCUGGAACAAGUGAAUCGGAAAGGGGCAUGACUGAGGGACGAGUAGGAUCGUAAUUGAGGUUGAAUGCUUUGCAUUAUGGGGAUUGUAGGAAAUGGCAUGCAUGGAUGAAAGGGUUGGGCUUAGGCUAUAAAUAGAGGUGAGAGAGGAGGGAAUACAGUCUUACAUCGGGGACUACAUGGGUAAUAGUGUUUCUACCCAGGAUGACACAGGCAGGAGACAUGCUCCAGGGCCUCAGGAUGGCGAUGACUGGCCAUGACAGAGAGCGGAUCCAGGAGCACUGCUGGGAUCGGUUCAGAACACGGGAGACAUCGUGGCAGCGGUGAGAAGGGGCGGACUGAGGCCCCCAGACCAGCGACCGGAAGCCAGAUGUGGCGGAGGAGAAGCCCUUCUGCUGAGCCAGGACCGUCCAGGAACGGAGCGGGUGGAGGAGUGGCCCAGGCAGGGACACCGGUACAGGAACUCGCAGGCAAGUGAUUCCGCAGGGAGCAGGUCGCAGUGCUUUAAGGGUGGCGGCAGACACAGGGGGUGGACCGGUUAGGAGGGGGAGGAGCAGACCUAGGGAUCGCACCAGGUCUAGGAGCCGGUCAGGGAGCAGAUUUAGCAGGGGUGACAGCAGGCAUCAGAGGGGGCACAGACGGGGGAGGGUGGAAUGUUCCCCUGUCCGUGCCUUUUCUUCUGGUUGCUUAUCUCCCCCUAGGAAACUGGGAUUGAGAGACGGCAAUGGUGACAGAACAAUGACAAGGGACUCAUGGUUGAGAAGUCAACAACACAAUCGGUCUAGGGACCAGGAGGAAACGGGGCUACAGCCAGCAGAAGGGCGAAGGCACAGCAGAAGGUUGCCUUACGCGGGUCAGACGUGGGAGCCGAAUUCGACAAUUGGCACCGACAGCAGAAGUGGAAGGCCACCAAAUCCCGGAGCAUCUGUGGCAGCUGGGGACGAUCGGAUUGGAGGGUUUGUGAGGUCGUUGGUGGCAGAGUCCACAUGGGCAUCAUAUGGUAAGGUCUGGAAAGAGUGGGAGCAGCUGGGCAAUUGGGUGGGGGGUACACAUUCUCCUCAGGACAGGCAGGAGCCUAUGUUUUGGUGGGUAUAUUGGAUGGCAGAGCAGGGAAGGACGGUUGUGCAGAUCGAGAAGGGUAUGGGAGCUCUUGUUUUUUUGUUCAAGUUACGUGGUUGGGAAGAUUUGAACAAGGGUUUUGUCGUCAGGCAGGUGAUAAAAGGGUUUAAGAGGAGUCGCGUUCGACAGGACUCUAGGAGUCUUUUGUUGGAUGACACGUUGUAUGGUUUGGUUUUUCAAGCGGCCCCCGGGGGAAUUCAGAGGAAUGAUGUUGAGCUGAGCGAGGAGAGGGUGGACAAAUGGCUGAGUAGGUCCAAGACCGACAAGGGUCGCAGAGUGGUGUUAUAUGCCAUAAGAAUUGGGGCAAUUAGCCCAUACGUCAAUGUACAACAAUUCUUAAUGAUUCAGCCUAACAUUGAGGGCCCCUUGUUUAUACAUGAGGAUGGCACAUCGUUCACCAGGUUCCAAGCAGCCUGAGCGAUGUGGUGGUGAAAAGGAUUGGCCGAAGGGAAUCAAGGAGAUUUCAGAGUUACAUACGUCCUGCACGGUUACAAUGAGGGACAAUUGGUUACAAGGAAAGGCUGGGUUAUAUGGAAAGGGAAUGGUGUUAUUUCACAGAUGGCUGUGAUAAUUUAUGGUAGGUAGAGGUGACGAAUAUGGAUCGUCGGACACUCCUUUGUGAGUUGGGCAGAAAGGAGAGCCGCAGUUCGGAGGAGAGGUGUCCAGCUGGGUUUUCCGGAACGUCAGGUUACAGUUAAAUUGUUUGGUUUUCCGGGUCUACAGUGGCCUGGUUUGUUUGACAGACUGAUGGAAGAGGCAGCAAGACAGGAGCACCCCCGUGUUCUGGUGUUGCGUGCAGGUGGUAACAACAUGGGAGUAAUGAGCCAGAAUGAUCUGGGUAGAUUAAUGAAGUUGGAUAUCGACAAAAUUCGUUAAUUUUUCUCUAGAGAGGUGAUAGUGUGGUCAGAAAUGGUACCCUGACUUGUACGGCGGUGGGCCCCGGAUCCUAAUGCAAUGGAAAGGAGCAGGAUAAAAUUUAACAAAUUGCUCAGUGUCUUCGUUAGAAGGUCCGAUGGGGUUGUGGUCAGGCAUAAGGAGCAGGAGAAGCCUUUUCAGGGAUAUUACAGGCGGGAUGGGGUUCAUAUGAGGUCGGCCUGGAUAUAUUUAACCUUGAUCUGGUAAUUGGGGUGGAUAGAGCCUUUCAUUUGAGGAGUGGGGUGGCACAGCCUGCGUAAAGGGGAUUACGCUGACAGCGCAGUGGCGUAGUGGGGCUCCCCUACUGGGUAGCCAAAAGGGCGUUGUAGUGCUAAGGUAAGAUUGACCUGGGACUAGACUUAGGCAUAGCAGGCAUGGAAGGAAGUGAUGGAAGCUAAGCGUUAAACCUAGUGCUUACUCAUUUGUGUGAUAAUAAUAAUGAUGGUUUGUUUUGGAGGAUAUUUUACCUAAGCUUGAUUAAGGUUAUGUAAUAAAACAAGCUGCAGCCUUUUCAUCCAAAGUUAUUGUUUUGAGUAUUCUUGGGAGUAGGAAUGUGUUGGGGCCGGCAUCAAGUCAUACGUAAGUCAUGAGUUUUAUCCAGAACAUGAAAUUUUCGGGAAAAUGUACUGAUAAAUAAGGGGGGAAAAACAGUCCGGAUAUGGUUGGAGUUGUUUUCAGAAAAUUCUGCGAAUUUUUCGGAUUUUGAUAAAUAAACCCCCAUAAUCUUUAUUUUUGUUUUGCUCCUUGGUUUACUGUGUGGUGAUUAUUUUCUUCCUUAAUGAUAAAAAACAAAAGACUAAAGUCCCGGACACACAAAUGCGGUUUAUUUGCUCGUUUUCAGUGUGCAUCAGUGCGCAUCGGUUUUAAAAUAGCUGACCGCAGUGAAAAUAUACUUAGCAUUUUUAAGCAUUUUCAACAAAUUCCUGUAACGGCAAAAAAAAUAUUGUGAAAUGGUGAGAAAUUUGCGGUUUUUCGGCUCAUUUUCAGUGUGGUCCGUGCAGCAGUUUUAAAAAAGCUGACUGCAGUGAAAAUAUACUUAGCAUUUUCAAGCUUAGACUAUGGCGCAUUAGGCUACUAUUUUUAUGUGGCAGUCAGCUUUCUUAAAAACUAGUAUCUCCAGUAUCUACAGACCUUAGUGUGUGUGUGAGUAUAGUAAAAUACCUGACGCCAGUGCCGGAUCUAGGGAUAGGCAGAGUAGGCACAUGCCUUCUCUGGCUGCUACCCCUAUUCCAGUCCCCUCUAUGUCCGCUUGCGCACGUGCAUCUAUUCGAACAUUCGCACGAGCAUCUAAUCAUGCAUUCACGAUUGCCCAGUUGACGCCUCGGCCCUGCUCUGCCUGUAGUGGCAACAGAAAUUAGAAUGGAAGCAGUUCAGUAGGGACAGAUUAAAUACUUCCAUAGGACAUAAAUUUUUUCUCCGCAGUUUCAUGAAAACAUUUGUGGGUAAUUCACAGCAAAUCCAUGCCCAUCACUAAAAUUAAAGCAUAAAUGAAAAAAGCAAUAGUAACUUUCAGUAAAGGUAUGAAUGUAGUUAUCUUCGAGCACAAUGGCAGCGACACAGGGAUUCCCAAACAAAAGCCCAAUUUAUGACUUAGGGGAGGGUAUUGUAAGUAAUGUAUCAGUGUUUGCAGAUGACACAAAACUAUCCAGCCCAAUUAAUUCCAUCCAGGAUGAGGCAUCCUUGCAACAGGAUCUUGACAAGCUGGCAAUCUGGGCAGUUAAAUAACAUUUGAUCUAUGUUGAUAAAUGUAAAGUAAUGCACCUGGGAUGCAAAAAUAUCCAAGACACUUAUACCCUUAAUGGGUGAACUAGGCAAAUCCAUUAUGAAAAAGGACCUUGGAGUCCUUGUAGAUG
This is a messenger RNA of Xenopus laevis (African clawed frog), 4557 nucleotides long. RefSeq lists its product as uncharacterized. The record is from RefSeq and is a predicted model, not a curated record. The transcript has 2 exons. The coding region runs from base 1409 to 2206 and encodes 265 amino acids. Lineage: Eukaryota; Metazoa; Chordata; Amphibia; Anura; Pipidae.